GGGCCGGCCGGGCGGUGCUGCAGUCCGACGGCGGAGAGGGGGGAAGCGGAUGUCCCCACGUCGGGCGGUGGGCUGCCAGGGCUGGGCCGCAGCUCCAAGCCCCGCAUGCCCUGGUGCCGCCGCAUCCCCGCCGCCCCCCUGAACCGCCCCGCACGGCGGCCCAGGGCCGCGCCCGCCGCCCCUCUGCCAGUCCCGCUCCCGCCCCAUCCGCCUCUCUUUGCUCUCUUUGCUCUCCCCACAGCGCAUGCGCGCCGCGCCCUGCCCAGCACCGAACCGCGGCCCCCGCCCCGCCCGCGCUUUUUUCCCCCUUCCCCCUCUUUCAAACGCGCCGCCACCGAUUGCUUGCCAGCCCUGCCACUCCGCCGCUCCGCCAGUGGCCGUUGGUCGACGCUGCGGGGGAGGCGGGCCCUCUUCGACGCUAUAUAAAGGGCGGCGGGGCGCUGGGCUCCUUCUGCUGCGCUGCGCCUCCUGCACGGACGAGUGUCUGCUGCUCUGCUCGUGUCUCGCCAUGGCCAACCCCGUCGUCUUCUUCGACAUCGCCGCCAAUGGCGAGCCCCUGGGUCGCGUCACCUUCGAGCUGUUUGCAGACAAGGUCCCAAAGACAGCAGAAAAUUUCCGUGCUCUGAGCACUGGUGAGAAGGGAUUCGGCUACAAGGGAUCCUGCUUCCACAGAAUCAUUCCUGGGUUCAUGUGCCAGGGUGGUGAUUUCACACGCCACAAUGGCACUGGAGGCAAAUCCAUCUAUGGGGAGAAGUUCCCGGACGAGAACUUCAUCCUGAAGCACACAGGCCCUGGUAUCCUGUCGAUGGCCAAUGCUGGCCCCAACACAAAUGGCUCCCAGUUCUUCAUCUGCACUGCCAAGACUGAGUGGUUGGAUGGCAAGCAUGUCGUAUUUGGCCGCGUCAAGGAGGGGAUGAAUGUGGUGGAGGCCAUGGAGCGCUGUGGCUCCAAAGACGGCAAAACAAGCAAGAAGAUCACCAUCACUGACUGCGGGCAGCUCUCGUAAACUCUCCUCUCACCAACUAACCAAUCCUUGGGCAGCCCAGGCACCACACCCUGCUGCAGCUCACCUGUUCCUUCUCCAGUCCUGAUACACUGCUGCAUUUCUACUGGGUCACUGGUCCCAUGGGCCGCAGUUACCUUCGAAUCUAAAUAAAACGAGUUAAACUACA
This is a messenger RNA of Oenanthe melanoleuca, 1172 nucleotides long. It is a transcript of the gene PPIA, whose product is annotated as peptidylprolyl isomerase A. The record is from RefSeq and is a predicted model, not a curated record. Lineage: Eukaryota; Metazoa; Chordata; Aves; Passeriformes; Muscicapidae. The transcript is spliced from 5 exons. Gene Ontology annotation, biological process: protein folding; protein peptidyl-prolyl isomerization. The coding region runs from base 245 to 1006 and encodes 253 amino acids. Gene Ontology annotation, molecular function: peptidyl-prolyl cis-trans isomerase activity.